UCUAUUAGACCUGAUUGGGUCCAAUCAGGCGGUUCUGCUCCAGCUGCUGAAUCAACAGCCUGCAGGCCUCACUUUCCUCCUCCUCAUCAGGGAGGAAGGACCAUGUGAAGCAGGUCCAAGCAUGACGUUCCAGCUGAAAACCAGAGGCCGGUUCUGUGGCCUGCACUGCUCUGUGGGUCUGACUGACUGGGACAUGGACAAAGAGCUCAAACUGGCAACAACCACUGACCAAAACUGUAACGAAGACAAAGUGAAUGAUCAAUAUUUGGCCCAGAGACCCUCUGCAAGGGCCUGCAGAAGAAAGGAUGAGUUCAUUUGGUACGAUAAGACAUCAGACACAUUUGUGAAACCGAACCUGUGGCUGUUGGUGAAUCCCAACAUCGCCUGUCCGGUCCGAUAUGUGCAGACGGACGCUGACCUCCAGCCUGAGCCGGGUCAUGCCGACCAGCUGCUCCAGCUGGAGCCCGGGGACGCGGAGGGCCCGUCCACAUCCGAUCCGCAAACCUGCCCCCAUCAGGAGGAGCUGAUGCUUUCUGCUUCCUCCACAGAGAAACACACGAUACAAGAAGAUUCCAGCAAACCAGUCCGGACCAGACGGAAGGGGAAGAUCACAAAAGUCGUGGACCUGAAGUCCCUGAAGCCGGGCUGCUGGCCUCGUCCGCCGGUGAAUUACUGCGUCCUGGUUGCUCUGGCACUGAAGAGCAGCCAGACGGGGAGCCUCAAGGUCCAGCAGAUUUACAACUUCACCAGAGAACACUUCCCCUUCUUUCAGACGGCUCCGGACGGCUGGAAGAACACGAUCCGCCACAACCUGUGCUUCAGCAGCAGCUUCCGUAAAACCUGCAACCAGCUCUGCAAAGAGGGGAAGAGGAAGUCGUGCUUCUGGCACCUGACGCUGGACGGCCACCGCCGGCUGCAGGACGAGCUCCACACGCUGACCGGCGAAACCCUAAAGAUGCUGGAGAGGAGCAUGUCCAACCCAGAUGUAAUAUGGAGUUUAUUUAAAAUGUGAUUCCUGCAGGUUUCAAUGCACUUAAAAUGAUGCAUAAUAAAAUAUGCAUAUCAUUCAGUUGAGUUGUCUUUAAAUGUGGUCUUUUUUUAUUUAUGCAAAGUAAAAACAACUUUUUGCUUACAUCUCUAUCAUCUAUCGGCGCUUUAAGCAAUCUCACUGCAAGUUAAAUAAAUCUACAGAUGUUGAGGUAAAAUGAUCAAAGACUUGCUGACAUGUUUUCCAGAAAGAUGGAAGAAAAUACUUCAUAUCUGCUCCUUUGAAAGUUGAGAUGCAACUUCUACGUUUGUCGUUUUAUACUGUGACUUCACCAAACUGAGCUUUGGAGUUCCUCUGGGACGUGUGCUCAGUCCUUCUGCAUUUACCUGAUCGGCGGCGUAGUACCACAUAAAUCAGCAGGUUGGGAUUACAGAGAAGUUUCUCCUUGAAUCUUAUCGUCACCCACCUGACGUCCCUCAGGAGGCUGAAGCAGGAAAUCUUGAUUCAGCAGCUGCAGCAGUUUCACAUGCAAACUGUUUGAAGGGAAUAAAACAUUUGUGAUGAGGCGAUCUGACUCUACUUUUAAUGUUUGGUCUUUAGUCGUCUGGAGGAAAUCUUUGCUCCACCGAGUGCUAAUGGGUUCAUAUAGAUGCUUGAAUUUCAAAUGGAGGUUUUCAAGGUUUGGAAAGUGCUUGAUUUCU
Messenger RNA from Xiphophorus couchianus (Monterrey platyfish), 1689 nucleotides. RefSeq names its product forkhead box R1 (gene foxr1). Gene Ontology annotation, molecular function: DNA-binding transcription factor activity; sequence-specific double-stranded DNA binding. Gene Ontology annotation, cellular component: nucleus. The record is from RefSeq and is a predicted model, not a curated record. NCBI's taxonomy places the organism in Eukaryota, Metazoa, Chordata, Actinopteri, Cyprinodontiformes, Poeciliidae. The coding region runs from base 122 to 1012 and encodes 296 amino acids. The transcript is spliced from 7 exons. Gene Ontology annotation, biological process: regulation of DNA-templated transcription.